This is a messenger RNA of Puntigrus tetrazona (Sumatra barb), 459 nucleotides long. RefSeq names its product chromosome 25 C12orf73 homolog (gene c25h12orf73). Lineage: Eukaryota; Metazoa; Chordata; Actinopteri; Cypriniformes; Cyprinidae. The transcript is spliced from 3 exons. The record is from RefSeq and is a predicted model, not a curated record. Gene Ontology annotation, cellular component: mitochondrion. The coding region runs from base 180 to 383 and encodes 67 amino acids. Gene Ontology annotation, biological process: mitochondrial respiratory chain complex III assembly.
ACUCCCUACGAUAAAAGUGAUUUACACGACUUCCAAAGCGAACACGUGAGACAUGUAACAAGAACCUUUGCUGCUGAAUGUCGUGCAACGAAACCUAUUGUGUUAUUUCGAUUAUAACAUAAAAAGGUAAAAAAUUCUAUUAAUUGGCAGAACAUUUGUCAGCCAGCUGUCUUCUAAGGAUGCCAGCAGGUGUAUCGUGGCCAAGAUACCUAAGGAUGUUUGCAGCCAGUGUGUUGUCAAUGUUUGCUGGAGCACAGGUUGUGCAUCAAUAUUACCGUCCUGAUUUAACCAUUCCAGAGAUCCCGUCAAAGCCUGGAGAACUGCGAACAGAACUUCUUGGAUUAAAAGAACGACAGACAGACUCUCCAUCUCAGAAACAAUAACCCGUUCAUUUUUGUCAUUCUAAGUAAAAUAAUGCUUUUUUUUUAUUCUGUGAAUAAAACUAUUUAUAUAAACUUG